Molecule: messenger RNA, 795 nt
Organism: Cucumis melo (muskmelon)
Lineage: Eukaryota; Viridiplantae; Streptophyta; Magnoliopsida; Cucurbitales; Cucurbitaceae
Product: dof zinc finger protein DOF3.5
Exons: 1
Coding region: 1-795 (264 amino acids)
Biological process (GO): regulation of DNA-templated transcription
Molecular function (GO): DNA-binding transcription factor activity; DNA binding
Source: RefSeq, a predicted model, not a curated record
AUGGAGAGAGGAUGGAAACCUAUGGUGGAAAUAUCACCAAAUUGUCCAAGGUGUGGCUCUUCCAAUACAAAGUUUUGUUAUUACAACAACUAUAGUCUUACCCAACCUCGCUACUUUUGCAAAGGUUGUCGUCGCUAUUGGACCAAAGGCGGUUCCCUCCGUAAUGUUCCUGUUGGUGGGGGUUGUCGGAAGAAUCGACGUUCGCCAAAGCCGUUAACCCUAACCCCAUCUCCCUCAAACCCUAAAUUACACCACACCAACGAUAGUGAUUACCAACGACACCACUGUGAUCUCUCUGGCUCCGACGUAUCACCAACCAUCGACUUGGCAGUCGUCUACGCCAACUUUGUGAACCAGAAACCAGACACGCGCGAAACUAUACCAACAACUAAUACCACAUCGAACGCAGCUGGUCACUUUCCUGUUUCCGGUGAGAGUGGGGUGGUCGGAUGUGGGAAUUUUUGUGAGUUUUCCAUGCAGGAAUGUGGAUUGGGGGCCAGUGAUUAUCAAGUGGGAGGUGGUUGCUUUGGGUUAGAGGAGAGUAAUAAUAAUAAUGAAAAUCAAGUGGAUAACAUUGAAGUGGCGGCGCGUGAGCUUCAAUUGCCGCCGUUGCCGGGGGAGGACGUGGUGGAAGCAUGGGGAAAUUCUAUGAUAAUGGUGAAUAAUCAUCAUCGUUUGCAACCAACAAGAGUAGAAAUGUUUGAAGACCCAAAUUUGCUGAGUGGUAAUUGGAGCCCUAUUGAUUUGUCUAAUUAUGAUACAUUCUCAAAAGGCUUAACAAAUAUGCAUAUAUAA